UUUCACGGAUUGCAGUAUCCAUCAACAGACAUCACAGAGACUGGUGAAGAAGUUAUGCGCCCCCAUAUUGUAGGUAUUCAAAGUCCAAACCAGCGCUCCCUUCUGGCUAAACACAAUCCAUGCAGGCCUGUGUUUGUCGAAGGCCCUUUCCCACUAUGGCUCAGAAAGACUUGUGUUCAUUAUUACCUACUCAGGGCAGACCCUAUACCGUCUGAGGAAAAGGUUGAGGAAGAAUUUGACCCUGAGAUGAUCGGUCCGGAGCAGAGUCUCUUCUACCCUCAGCGACUGGAACUCGACCUGGAAAGAGACAUGGGGGAUGAUUUCAGCUUCGAUGUGGAUGAUGUGGAAGAGGGGCUGGUUUACGCCAUGUGUAUGGCCGGUCAGGGAGACCAGGUCACUCUGUCUCAGUGGAUUUCGGGUCUACAGGAGACCUGUCCCAUAUUGGGCCAGAUUCCCACAGUGUUCCGACUGGAAUCUGGACCUAGAGAACUGCAAACCACAUCAGACGCUCAGCAAACCCCUGAGCAGGAGGUUGAAACAGAUCAAAUUAUCGAGGAGGAACCGCUACACUCACAAAGAGUAAAACAGUGAGAGUUUGCUGUUGUAAAAGCCAUGCCGAUGGAUGUGCAUUUUAUGAAGAUGGACUGUGGUAGUUAUACAUUAAUCUAGUAUGAUGAACCUUAUAUUUAAUUUAGUAACCAGAUACCAAUUUGAUGUCUUGUCAAUUACACACAGUUUUUGAAUUGAGAUCUGUCUACAUUAUGUAGAGUUGUUCUAUGAUAUGUAAACAUGCCAUAGACUGAUUUGGCAGUACAAUAAAACAUACAUUU
Molecule: messenger RNA, 830 nt
Organism: Sinocyclocheilus rhinocerous
Lineage: Eukaryota; Metazoa; Chordata; Actinopteri; Cypriniformes; Cyprinidae
Product: evolutionarily conserved signaling intermediate in Toll pathway, mitochondrial-like
Exons: 4
Biological process (GO): innate immune response; cell surface receptor protein serine/threonine kinase signaling pathway
Cellular component (GO): mitochondrion
Source: RefSeq, a predicted model, not a curated record